CUGAGCCCAGGAUCUAGCAUCAUGAAGUCCUCUGUGGCGUUGGGAGGACUUCUGCUUCUAUGUGUUUCCUUGAUGUGGAUGUGUUCUGGGCAAGAGCCAGUGUUGGUACAAUGUAGCUGUCUUCAUUUCCGCACUAUAGCUAAAAGAGCACUAUUUUAUAAAGAUGAAUUGGUAGGCCCUGAUGAAUUAUUUCUGGGCACUGGCUGUCUGGCAAUUCAUGUGCGAGCAGAUGAACUUGAAUUUGAUUAUCCUGUUACUUUGUGUGGAAUUGAAAUACAGGUUUUCUAUGAUGGAACAUUCAUUAAUUCCUGGCUUACCUACAAACCAAGGAAUCACUUACUUUCUGCUGAACUUCGUUUGGAGUGUAUGGUUCCCAGCUCCUGUGUCUCCCCUGACAAGUCCACUAAUGACACUGAAAGAAUCAAUAGCUUAAUCAUACCUCCACCUGUUCAAUACUGGUUCUUGAUACAGUACAGAUACUGUGUGAGAUGUGGUUAUGCCCACUUCAGAGAUAACUGGUCAACGCCUUUUUAUGGACCACACAAUUACUCCCUUCCAAGGAACCUGACUCCUUCUUUCCUCUAUGAACUUUAGAAGUGUGUGCUCCUGGACAUCCAACAGCAACACAGAAGUAAUCCAGUUUAUCGAUGUCAUGAGGCAUUUUAUUCUUAUGUUAUUUAUAUCUUUUUAAUUCAUUUUAAUCUAUUGUAACCAUGAUGCCUUUGAGAAAGGCCAUUGGUGCUUUUAACUUUCAGUGUGGCCAUAUGUCCAUGAAUAA
Sus scrofa (pig) is the source of this 778-nucleotide messenger RNA. The record is from RefSeq and is a predicted model, not a curated record. NCBI's taxonomy places the organism in Eukaryota, Metazoa, Chordata, Mammalia, Artiodactyla, Suidae.